AUGAGUAAUCCUCCAUCCAGUUCUCCAAGUAAGCUCGCACCGCCAAGCUCUUCUCCAGCUUCUAAUCCAGGUUCAGUGCCACAACAGCCUUCAUCACCUGCAUUAUUCUAUAACUCAUCUUCUUCCCAGCCAGAUACUCUAGGGCAAGGUAAUAGUAGAAGCCAAAACAGAAAUGGGACAAUAGGUAUAGGGUCCUCACCUUUCAAUUACCCAUCCUCUUCGCAACAAACCUCUGAUAUAUUAGCAUCUCAAAAUAUUAACAGAACUCAAGGUAGUUCAUCAAACACACCAUUACCCAGUAGGUUUUCCAAUAUUAGAAGUGACAGAAGUAAUGCCAUCUCUUCCUCUCCAUUAGCUGAUGGAUCUUCUAGAAGUAUACGUAUGAGAAGAAAUGAUAUCCAUGCAUCAGAUUUAUCAUCACCUAGAAGAAUUAUUGAUUUUGAGUCGCGGUCUAGUAAUAAUAACCCUUCAUCUUCUUCAGACCCCGUCUCUCAGGAUAAUAAUGAACCAUUAAGAAUUAUUUGGGGUACCAAUAUCAGUAUUCAAGAAUGUACUAAUAGUUUCCGUAACUUUUUAAUGACGUUCAAGUAUAAAUAUAGGAAAAUUUUAGAUGAAAGAGAAGAAUUCAUUAAUUCCACCACAGAUGAGGAAUUGUAUUAUGUGAAACAAUUAAAUGAAAUGAGAGAAGUUGGUAAUUGUAAUUUAAAUUUAGAUGCUAGGAAUUUAUUGGCUUUCAAACAAUCAGAAGAAUUAUAUUAUCAGUUAUUAAAUUAUCCACAGGAGGUUAUUUCCAUUAUGGAUCAAACUAUUAAAGAUUGUAUGGUUUCUCUUGUAGAGGAUAAUCAUCUAGAUUUUGAUUUGGAUGAAAUUGAAACUAAAUUUUAUAAAGUUAGGCCUUAUAACGUUGGGACAGUGAAAGGUAUGCGUGAAUUGAACCCAAAUGAUAUCGACAAAUUGAUCACUUUAAAGGGGUUAGUCUUAAGAGCCACACCAGUUAUCCCAGAUAUGAAAGUUGCCUUUUUCAAAUGUAAUGUUUGUGACCAUACCAUGGUCGUUGAAAUCGAUAGAGGUGUUAUUCAAGAACCAGCAAGAUGUGGGCGUGUCGAUUGUGGUGAACCCAAUUCAAUGUCUUUAAUCCAUAAUAGAUGUUCCUUUGCUGAUAAACAAGUUAUCAAAUUACAAGAGACACCUGAUUUAGUCCCGGAUGGUCAAACUCCACAUUCAGUAUCUCUUUGUGUAUAUGAUGAACUGGUAGAUUCAUGUCGUGCAGGUGAUAGAAUUGAAGUCACAGGUGCAUUUAGAUCAAUACCAAUAAGAGCGAAUUCCAGACAACGUGUAUUAAAAUCUUUAUAUAAAACCUAUAUUGAUGUCGUUCAUGUGAAGAAAGUUUCAGAUACAAGGUUGGGUGUUGACACUUCCACCGUUGAACAAGAACUGUUACAGAAUCAAAUAGAUCAUAAUGAAGUUGAGGAAGUUAAAAAGGUGACAGAUCAAGAUAUUGCCAAAAUCCGCGAGGUUGCUCAAAGAGAAGAUCUAUACGAUCUUUUGUCAAGAUCUAUUGCUCCAAGUAUUUUUGAAUUAGAUGACGUUAAAAAAGGUAUUUUGUUACAAUUAUUUGGAGGAGCCAAUAAGGUCUUCAAGAAAGGUGGUCGUUAUCGUGGUGAUAUAAAUAUCUUACUAUGUGGUGAUCCCUCGACAUCUAAGUCUCAGAUAUUGCAAUACGUGCAUAAGAUUGCACCACGUGGUGUUUAUACAUCUGGUAAAGGUUCAUCUGCCGUCGGGUUAACUGCAUAUAUCACAAGAGACGUUGAUACAAAACAAUUGGUGCUAGAAAGUGGUGCUUUAGUCUUAUCUGAUGGUGGUAUUUGUUGUAUUGAUGAAUUUGACAAAAUGAGUGACUCAACAAGGUCAGUCCUGCAUGAAGUUAUGGAACAACAAACCAUUUCUAUUGCAAAAGCCGGUAUUAUCACAACUUUAAAUGCUAGAAGUUCAAUUUUAGCCAGUGCCAAUCCAAUUGGAUCGCGUUAUAAUCCAAAUUUACCAGUUACUGAUAAUAUCGAUCUACCACCUCCAUUACUCUCUAGAUUUGAUCUUGUGUACCUGGUGUUAGAUAAAGUCGAUGAAGGGACUGAUCGAGACUUAGCUAGACACUUAACCAGUUUGUACCUGGAAGAUAAGCCAGACCAUGUCUCCCAAGAUGACAUACUUCCGGUUGAAUUCUUGACUUUAUAUAUUAAUUAUGCCAAAGAAAAUAUUCAUCCUGUACUUGUGGAGGAAGCUAAAAGUGAAUUGGUGAGAGCUUAUGUUGGAAUGAGAAAAAUGGGUGAUGACUCUAGAUCAGAUGAAAAAAGAAUUACUGCUACUACAAGACAGUUGGAAAGUAUGAUCCGUUUAGCUGAAGCUCAUGCAAAGAUGAGAUUAUCUACGGAAGUACAACUAGAAGAUGUUCAAGAAGCUGUGAGGCUGAUAAGAUCAGCUAUUAAGGAUUAUGCAAUGGACCCAAAGACAGGUAAGAUUGAUAUGAAUUUAGUUCAAACUGGUAAGUCUGUUGUCCAAAGGAAACUGCAAGAAGAUUUGGCAAGGGAAGUCUUAAAAGUACUGGGGGAAUACUCGUCUGAUUCAAUGAGUUUCAAUGAAUUGGUCAAACAAAUUAAUGAACAUUCGCAAGAUAAGGUGGACUCCUCAGAUAUCUCUGAUAUUCUAUCUCGUUUACAACAAGAAGAUAAAGUCAUCAUUUUAGGUGAAGGUAUAAGGAGGUCUAUCCGUCUAAAUAAUCGAGUUUGA
Naumovozyma dairenensis CBS 421 is the source of this 2784-nucleotide messenger RNA. RefSeq names its product MCM DNA helicase complex subunit MCM4 (gene MCM4). Gene Ontology annotation, biological process: DNA strand elongation involved in DNA replication; double-strand break repair via break-induced replication; mitotic DNA replication initiation. The record is from RefSeq and is a predicted model, not a curated record. Gene Ontology annotation, cellular component: nucleus; MCM complex. The transcript has a single exon. The coding region runs from base 1 to 2784 and encodes 927 amino acids. Gene Ontology annotation, molecular function: single-stranded DNA helicase activity; ATP binding; single-stranded DNA binding. Lineage: Eukaryota; Fungi; Ascomycota; Saccharomycetes; Saccharomycetales; Saccharomycetaceae.